Messenger RNA from Pediculus humanus corporis (human body louse), 186 nucleotides. RefSeq names its product ubiquinol-cytochrome c reductase complex 7.2 kDa protein, putative. Gene Ontology annotation, biological process: mitochondrial electron transport, ubiquinol to cytochrome c. The record is from RefSeq and is a predicted model, not a curated record. The transcript has 2 exons. The coding region runs from base 1 to 186 and encodes 61 amino acids. NCBI's taxonomy places the organism in Eukaryota, Metazoa, Arthropoda, Insecta, Psocodea, Pediculidae.
AUGUCUGUUACUGCAUCCCUUUAUCGCAUUUUGUUUAAAAGAUCUUCAACAUUUACUUUAACCAUAUUGGCCGGGGCUUUCGUUUUUGAAACCCUUGUCGAAAAUGGUGCAAAUGCAAUUUUUGAACAUCAUAAUAAAGGAUAUUUUUUCAAAUUUCCUAGUAAAUAUAUGUCUGAAAAAAAAUAA